AUGGCGUCGCAGCCCGACUUUCACGCGGUCGCAACGCCCAAGCCCAACGAGCCGCUUCACAUCCAACGGGAUGCUGACGCGGUCGACGCGCCGUCCAAGCUCGCUCUCGUCGCGCACUGGACUGCAGGUCUCCUCUUGGCCUUCUCGGUCUUUUCCAUCACCGUGAUCUUUACGCCAAUGGUGAUCCCCGUCACGACGACGUUCUUGAACCCGAUGUGGAACGUCAACCCCAAGGUCAAGGGCUCGGGCCGUCCCGAGAUGGUCAACGACUCGUACUUCUUCUUUGGCGUGAUCUUGCCGAUCAUCGCGGCCUUCUUGCUCGUGCGUCUCGUGAGCAAGGGCGCGUCGUUCCCAGUGCCGGGUCUCUCGCACAUGCUCAAGCGCAAGCCGCGCAUCUUUGGGUCGCUCGUGAGCUACGGCGAGAUCCUCUUUUUGCUCGUCCUCGUGGCCGGCAACAUCAUCUUUUACUAUCACUACUACAGCACGCGCCUCAAGCCCAACAGCAAGACGAAGGACAAGAUCAAGCUCGCGGCCAAGACGCUCGGCCUCUCGACCAUGUACAAUAUGGUGUGGCUGGCGCUGCCCGCGUCGCGCCACUGCUUUUGGAUGGAGUGGCUCGGCAUCCCGUUCGCGCACGGCGUCAAGUACCACCGCUGGCUCGGUGUCGCGACCAUCGUUUGCGCGACGGUGCACGUGGCCUUUUACAUCCAAGUGUAUGUGGCCGCGAACGACGCGAUGACGCUGCUGCCGUGCUUUGGCUGCGACGUGGCGAAAGAAGGCAAGAUGAACUGGGUCAACACCUUUGGCUGGAUCGCGUUCUGGAUGAUGGUCGUCAUGGGCCUCACGUCGCUUCCGUACGUGCGCCGCCACUACUACAAGGUGUUUUACGCGACCCACUUUCUCUUCAUUCCUGCCACGGCCUUUGCGAUCAUGCACUACGCCAACAUUGCCAUCUACCUCUUCGCCACCAUCGUGCUCUACAUUGGCAACCGCAUGAUGUCGUCGGCCACGAUCUCGGCGCCGGUCAUUGUUCAGAAGGCGGCCGCGCACCCGCACAACGUGACCGAGUUGACGUUCGAGUGUGCGACCUCGUACCGCGCCGGCGACGUCGUCUACCUCAAGGUCCCGUCGGUCUCCAAGACGCAGUGGCACCCGUUCAGCGUCGCGUCGACGCCACUGCACACGCCCGGCUCGCUCACGGUGUACAUCAAGACGCUCGGGGAGUGGUCCGGCCAGGUGCACGAGUACGUUCGCCAGUGCACGGCCGCCAAUGUCGACCCCGUCGUGUACAUGGAUGGCGGGUACGUCCCGCCGGCGCCCGUCUCGGCGUCGUUUGACAAGGUGGUCUUUGUCGGCGGCGGCAUCGGCGUCACCCCGCUUCUCGGCCAGAUCCUGCACACGCUGCACUCGCAGUCGUGGCAAGAUGUGCUCUUGUUCAUCGCUGCGUUCUUUGGCGCCGGCUCGCUCUUUGUUGCGGUGCACUACAACACCAAGAUCACGACCGCCGACCCGUCGUACUGGCCGCUGCAGCGCUUGAUGGAGUUUCUCGCGAUCGUCAUUGGCGCCUACUGGGCCUACGUCGUCGUCUUGGUCAAGCCGUACACGCCGGUGCCGGUCGCGCGCUCGCAGGUCGACGAGGUCCCCAAGGAGCCGAUGAUGUCCACCGACGCGUUCGUCGAGCGCUACAACGUGCAGCAGGGGCACAUGGACUGGUCGCGCUUUUUUGCCAGUCUUGCGGACACAACGGCAGCGACUGCGUCGAUCGGCGUCUUUGUCUCGGGCCCCAAGACGCUCUUGCGCGCCAUCGAAGCCGAGACGCACGCAUCGCGCUUUGCCCUGCACCACGAGGAGUUUGAAAUGUAG
This is a messenger RNA of Saprolegnia parasitica CBS 223.65, 1863 nucleotides long. RefSeq lists its product as hypothetical. The record is from RefSeq and is a predicted model, not a curated record. Gene Ontology annotation, molecular function: oxidoreductase activity. NCBI's taxonomy places the organism in Eukaryota, Oomycota, Saprolegniomycetes, Saprolegniales, Saprolegniaceae. The transcript is spliced from 2 exons. Bases 1 to 1863 code for a protein of 620 amino acids. Gene Ontology annotation, cellular component: plasma membrane.